This is a messenger RNA of Epinephelus fuscoguttatus (brown-marbled grouper), 1542 nucleotides long. Its product is annotated as glutamine synthetase-like. The coding region runs from base 96 to 1211 and encodes 371 amino acids. Lineage: Eukaryota; Metazoa; Chordata; Actinopteri; Perciformes; Serranidae. The transcript is spliced from 7 exons. Gene Ontology annotation, molecular function: glutamine synthetase activity. Gene Ontology annotation, cellular component: cytoplasm. The record is from RefSeq and is a predicted model, not a curated record.
AUAAAUACCACACACAGGUUCAGGCGCGCCGCACACUGAAGUUGUCUUGAAGUUGUCACCUGACUGCACUUGAAGUCACCUGUAACACAGCGAGCAUGGCAUCUGUGUCACUGAGCUCCCGCCUCAACAAGGCUGUGCGCCAGCAGUACAUGAACCUGCCGCAAGGGGAGAGAUGCCAGGUCACCUACAUCUGGAUCGACGGCACCGGUGCAGGUCUCCGAAACAAGACGCGAACUCUGGACAGUGAGCCAAAGAGCAUUGAAGAUAUUCCUGAGUGGAACUUCGACGGCUCAAGCACAUACCAGGCCGAGGGCUCCAACAGUGACAUGUACCUUGUUCCAGUCCGCAUGUUCAGGGAUCCAUUCACCCUUGACCCCAACAAACUGGUUCUCUGUGAGGUCCUCAAAUACAACCGCUUACCUGCAGAAACUAACCAUCGAACAAGCUGCAAAAAAGUGAUGGACCAGGUUAAAGAGCACUGCAUUUGGUUUGGGAUGGAGCAGGAGUACACGCUUUUAGGAAUAGAUGGACAUCCUUUCAGCUGGCCUGUAAAUGGAUUCCCAGCACCCCAAGGACCCUACUACUGUGGAGUGGGGGCUGACAACGCUUAUGGACGGGACAUCGUGGAGUGCCACUACAAGGCCUGUCUCUAUGCAGGGAUCAAAAUCUAUGGCACCAAUGCCGAAGUUAUGCCAUCUCAGUGGGAGUUCCAGGUGGGGCCGUGUGAGGGCAUAGAGAUGGGCGACCACCUGUGGGUUGCACGCUUCCUGCUGCAUCGUGUGUGUGAAGAUUUUGGAGUUGUUGCAACACUGGACCCCAAACCAAUGACGGGCAACUGGAACGGUGCUGGUUGCCACACGAAUGUCAGCACCAAGCAGAUGAGAGAAGAAAAUGGACUCCAAUACAUCGAGCAGGCCAUUGAGAAGCUGGGAAAAAGACACAACAAGCACAUCCAAGAGUAUGACCCACGUGGGGGGAAGGACAACAUGAGGCGUCUCACAGGCCUCCACGAAACCUCCAGAAUUGAGGACUUCUCUGCCGGAGUGGCCAACCGAGGCGCCAGCAUCCGCAUCCCUCGCCAGGUGGGCCAGGAAAAGAGAGGCUACUUCGAGGACCGUCGGCCUGCAGCCAACUGUGACCCGUACGCUGUGACCAGAGCCAUUGCAACCACCUGCCUGCUGGAUUCAGAGGAUAAAGUAGAGAGCGAGUAGAAGAAAUGAACCUACUUUGUAGUAAUUUAAUAUGUAGAAAUAUACACCUGCCUGAGCUCACCUGAGUUGGACACUUUAGAAAAAUAUUUAUUUGCUGUUGCGUCUAUAUUAUUUAUCUGAUGUGCACGGACAGCACUGUAAAUGUCCUUAGAAAUGAGAAAUUGAUAUAAUAUUUUUUAAGCAGCUCCGUCAGAACUGGGAAUAAAACCUUUUCUUUUUUUCCUGAGCCUGUGUGCAUAUUGUGCAGCUUUAGUAUGGCUCAUUGUCUCUUAAAACUUGUGUUACAUGUGUUUGUUUGGGUGACGUGAAAUAAAGACAAAAUGGUGCUGUG